AUGUCAUUGCUCCACUUUUUGGCUGUAGGACUGUUUCAAAUAAAAUUAAUGAGAUUAUUUAUUUACAUGGCAUUAAUUUCAAACUGGCUGGCCUUUUUAAUUGGACUAUAUCAAUUUAUGAUGGAUGCAGAAUCAGUGUACAUAAUUCAAUACGGUCCUAUAAUUUCGGGCUCCAUUUACGUCCUAGCAUCUCUUUGCGGAAUCCUUUUUAUGAGAGAUGCAGAAAAGUUUCAACACGAGUUCGACUUCUGGAGUGAACAUAAUGCAAACAAAGAAACCCAAAUUGCCAUUAAGCAACACAUCUAUUCAGUUAACGUUUACGUAAUUUUAAAUACUGUACUAGCAUUUGUAGCUGGUACAAGUCUAAUUCUGCCAAAUAAAGAUGAAAGUCACUAUCACUAUGCUAUAAAAAUACUAAUGGAAAUGGAGAUAAUAAUUCCUCGAAAAAUAAUUCGAUGUUUGUACUACCUCUACAAAGUAGAUUUUGUCCUGAUGUUUCCACUGAUGACUGUGAAUUCUCUUCGAGCACUUUAUUUUAGCAGAAAAUUUAAAUUUCAAGUAAAAUUACUAGUAGAGCGUAUUAAAGAAAUGACAAAAAAUUACAACGUGGAUGAUCCUAAUUUAUUUUACAAUGUCCGAUAUCAAGAUGAGAUGAAACAAAAGCUCAAAUUAUUUAUUCGUCGGCAUUCAUAUAUUGCGCAGUAUGUCGCAAAAAUAAAUAAAUCUAUUGGACCAUUUAUCGUCAUGUAUGCCAUAUCGGCAACAUUAUUAGGAAUCUGUGUAUUGCUCAUCGCUGCAACUGGCACAAUUUACUACAGUACAUAUCAAAUAAUUUUGAGUGGUGCAAUUUAUCUCAGCACCCUCUUUUGUGCUAUUGAUGCCAGUGAAACUGUCGAAAUAGAGAGUGCUGAAAUUUACAAUACAAUACUGGUUCAAUCGUGGUACACUUGGAAUAACGAGAAUAGAACAAUAUUCAUAAUUUUUCUAAUGAACUGCGAAAAACCGAUACAAAUCACGAAAUUUAGCGACACAUUCUACGUCAAUUACAAUUGGGGAAUUUCUGUAUUAAAAAAAAUCUACUCGUUGGGAUCAGUGUUUUUCAAUUUGCGUGGAUAUAUUGACAAGUAA
Messenger RNA from Tribolium madens (black flour beetle), 1128 nucleotides. RefSeq lists its product as uncharacterized. Gene Ontology annotation, cellular component: plasma membrane. The coding region runs from base 1 to 1128 and encodes 375 amino acids. The transcript is spliced from 4 exons. NCBI's taxonomy places the organism in Eukaryota, Metazoa, Arthropoda, Insecta, Coleoptera, Tenebrionidae. Gene Ontology annotation, biological process: detection of chemical stimulus involved in sensory perception of smell; sensory perception of smell. The record is from RefSeq and is a predicted model, not a curated record. Gene Ontology annotation, molecular function: olfactory receptor activity; odorant binding.